GACUUUGCAGCUGCAGACUCAUGGAAAUUCAGUGGACCUCUUGGGUUCAUUGCUGGCAGAGGCUGCUACUACUGUACACGCUUAGAGGAGAGCAAGCAGGGCCAGUCCUAGGCAUGUGCCAAUUUUGUUGUCAUCCAGGGCAAUGUGCUUCUGGGGACCCUAUUGUCUGCACUCCUUCCUAGUAUGUACUCACCUAAAGUCACAAGAUCUUACAAGAGGAGCUAACCCCCCACAGCCCCUCAGAUACAUGUGUUGUGAGCCAAACCCCCUAUCAGCUUCUGAAACCACCCUUGGUGACAUGCACUCUUCUCAGCUCUGUCCACACACCUUGUUUUACCUAGGUGACUGAAGUCUGCCUGGGAUCCCACAUGUUGUACUUGGCACACCUCUUAAACUACCCAUGGGGUCAAGGGAGAAAGAAAGUAUCCCCUCUUCAAUGGCUGAAGAAUGCUAAUUAGGCAUCAUAUAGCCCACACAUCUGGAUUGUCAGAUAACGUCACUGCUGUCAUGAAGCGCAGUCGGCCCCAGCCUUUCUAAUGCGAGUGUAGGUUUUUGGAGAAAUUGGCCAGGUGAAAAGGGACAUCUGCCCCAAUUUCUCUUCUUUAUUCCUGAAAAGAAGGGAGGGAGCUGGACAUUCCAAAGGACGCUGCAAAGUGAAUAACAUGUUAAGGAAGAACUUGCUAUGCCAAAUGGAGUUGAUAUUGAAACUUGCCUAUGGUGUAACUGGAGAAAGGGACCACCGGCUCUUAAAUCAGAGGAGAAGAAAUAGUCUCCAAAAUAGAGAGAGAUGUAUCUGCUGCUCCUUCCACCAUCUAAAAAUUGUGACUUUUAAACCACACAGGCUUUGUGGAGAUCAAGGAGAAUGAAUUGGAAGGUCUGAAGAAACAAUUUCCCACUAUGAACCUGAAGAUUCCAGCUAAGAGAAUAUUUGGAGACAAUUUUGAUCCAGAUUUUAUUAAACAGAGAAGAGCAGGACUGAAUGAAUUCAUUCAAAAUUUAGUUAGACAGCCAGAGCUAUGCAACCACCCAGAUGUCAGAGCAUUUCUUCAGAUGGACAACCCAAAGCAUCAGUCAGAUCCAUCUGAAGAUGAGGAUGAAAGGAGCAAUCCGAAGCUAAAUUCUACCUCACAGAAUAUCAACCUGGGACCAUCUGGAAAUCCUCACGCUAAACCAACAGACUUUGACUUCUUGAAAGUUAUUGGGAAAGGGAGCUUUGGCAAGGUUCUUCUUGCAAAACGAAAACUGGAUGGGAAAUUUUAUGCUGUCAAAGUAUUGCAGAAAAAAGUUGUUCUCAACAGGAAAGAGCAAAAACAUAUUAUGGCUGAACGUAAUGUACUGUUGAAAAAUUUGAAACAUCCAUUUUUGGUUGGAUUACAUUACUCGUUCCAAACAACAGAAAAGCUUUACUUUGUUCUGGAUUUUGUUAAUGGAGGGGAGCUGUUUUUUCAUUUACAAAGAGAACGCUCCUUUCCUGAACACAGAGCCAGAUUUUAUGCUGCUGAAAUAGCCAGUGCUUUGGGCUACUUGCACUCCAUAAAUAUUGUAUACAGGGAUUUGAAACCAGAAAACAUUCUCUUAGACUCACUGGGACAUGUUGUCUUAACAGAUUUUGGACUCUGUAAAGAAGGGAUUGCUAUCUCAGAUACCACUGCAACCUUUUGUGGGACACCAGAAUAUCUUGCCCCAGAAGUGAUCAGAAAACAGCCCUAUGACAACACAGUAGACUGGUGGUGCCUUGGUGCGGUUCUAUAUGAAAUGCUUUAUGGGUUGCCUCCAUUUUACUGCCGUGAUGUUGCUGAGAUGUAUGAAAAUAUUCUUCACAAACCUCUAUGUGCGCGCCCAGGAGUCAGUGUUACAGCCUGGUCUAUUCUGGAAGAACUCUUGGAGAAAGACAGGCAAAACAGACUUGGAGCAAGAGAAGACUUUCUUGAAAUUCAAAGGCAUCCUUUCUUUGAAUCUCUCAGCUGGGCUGACCUUCUCCAAAAGAAGAUUCCACCACCAUUUAAUCCUAAUGUGGUUGGCCCAGAUGAUAUAAGGAAUUUUGAUGCAGCUUUUACAGAAGAAAUGGUUCCUUAUUCAGUUUGCAUUUCCUCUGAUUAUAACAUUGUAAAUGCCAGUGUGCUGGAGGCAGAUGAUGCAUUUGUUGGAUUUUCUUAUGCACCACCUUCUGAAGACUUGUUUCCUUAGGAGGUUAGGAGCCAACAAAUGAUGCACAAAUACAAGUCUGAAGAUGGACUGAAACAUGUGUGAACAUAGUCCAGAAUAUGUGUAACUAGUGCCUCAUUUUAUAUGAAGGGUUGAAACCAAUUAACAAACAUUUUCUGCUGUAUAUGAGGAAAUUGGGCAUUUCAGACGGCUUUCUUUGGGAUUUAAAAUGUUAUUCCUGCUGCAUAAAAUAUUUUUAAAAUGAAGAUCUCUAAAAGCUGUUCCUUUACAUUAAUCUGUUUUUAAGCAAAUACACUGUUUUUUCUCCAGGUUUACAUUAAUACCUAUCCAGGAUUUGGCUGUCUUUCAGCAGCAGCAAACUUAGCACAUUUAUAAAUGCCUUUGUAACUAUUUACAGUGACUUUGUGCUUGAAUUGUAACUAUGCAAUUGUCUUUUUGUAUAUCAUUGUUUAAAAAAAGAUAAAUGUUUUCCCUGUUGUAUCACCUUUUGAAAUAUAAUUUCAUUACUUGAAAGCACUUAUGCUAAAAAUUUAAUUCCUCAUUGAAGAAUAAGUAGAUACUUUAAGGAUCCACAAACUGAAAAGUUGCUCAUUUAGGACUAAAUUGCCAUCCUUACUCCUCUUCAUAAAUCCCUUACUUCUUAAGCACUCCUUUAAAUUUCUACUGGAUUAUUUGAGAAAUAGAGCACUACUCAAAGUGAGUAAGGGUAGCACAAACUAGCCCAAAAUAUUUGGUAACACUACUAAAUACAUUGUCUAUAAUGUUCUUUUCUGAUGAAGAAAUAUCUGAAUCUCAACUGCACUAAAAUUUUUUUGCAUUAAAAUUCUAUUUUUCCAAAGAGUUGGAGGGUAGUAAUCAUUGUUACUUUUAAAGGCAGUCUUGCUAUGACCCUACAGAGAGGAGAUUGUGCCAAAAGUUAGGGUUAUUUUGUGUGUGUAUCUUGAAUAUGAAUAUAUUCUAAAUGAACUGUAUCAAAAUUCAUAUUCUUGUCUUCUAUAUUUUAAUGUAUCAGCUCUUAAAUCUUCACUUCAUAGUUAGGAAAAAUAACUAUUAAACUACCUUUUUGAUUACUUUUAAGAAUGUGAAGAGCGAUUGUACGUAGUGUGUGCCUCUUGUGAUUUGCACAUAUAACCAAAAUGCUAACAUUGAUCAACUUGUUUGGAUUUUUUUUUUAAACACAAUACAUCCUGAAAGUUGGCUCCAGUUUUAAUGUGACUUUCUUGUAGCAGUAAUACUUGUGAAUCACUUCACUUGUAAAUAACAGCUUUGUCUGCCACUUGGUAAGUGUGGGUGCACACUUUUCACAAUGCAUUUCAGUGCCUUUAACUGGAUCACCAUGAGAACUUAACUCCUUGAAAGAAAUUUAAUAAUAAAAAAAAAAGACAAUAGCAACAAUUUAAAGCGUUGAAGUUUCUCUGCUCACAAAAAUGCAACUUGUGUGUCAUAGUUAACAAAACAAAAUCCAAGUAAUUAAGAUAAACAUUUAAUCUACAGAUCUUGUUACAGUGGAAUAGAAAGAAUCCAUGGUGAAGGUCAGGGAAAGUAGAAUUUCAAAUAAGAAACCUGUAAGUAAAAAGUAGUAGUAAUUUGCCUAGUAUGCUAUGUCAGUUGAAAACUCUCAGAAGGUUAGACCAAAAUGAAUUUCUCACUUGAAGCAAUAAUCCUCGGUAUGUCACCUGCAUAAUGAUUAACACUGAUGCAACGCUGAAGAAUUGACACAAGGUGUCUGUCUGCUCAUGUAGCUCUGCUAGCUAACUAAAGUAGUCAUGAAAGGGACAUAAUUCUGCUAAUUUCAGCCUCUGUUGUCCUCUUUUUCAAUAAAAUGUUUUCUACAA
Messenger RNA from Dermochelys coriacea (leatherback sea turtle), 4001 nucleotides. Its product is annotated as serine/threonine-protein kinase Sgk3. The record is from RefSeq and is a predicted model, not a curated record. The coding region runs from base 898 to 2187 and encodes 429 amino acids. Gene Ontology annotation, biological process: protein phosphorylation. Gene Ontology annotation, molecular function: phosphatidylinositol binding; protein serine/threonine kinase activity; ATP binding. The transcript is spliced from 15 exons. NCBI's taxonomy places the organism in Eukaryota, Metazoa, Chordata, Testudines, Dermochelyidae.